Gadus chalcogrammus (walleye pollock) is the source of this 4591-nucleotide messenger RNA. It is a transcript of the gene colq, whose product is annotated as collagen-like tail subunit (single strand of homotrimer) of asymmetric acetylcholinesterase. Gene Ontology annotation, molecular function: heparin binding. The coding region runs from base 608 to 1960 and encodes 450 amino acids. Lineage: Eukaryota; Metazoa; Chordata; Actinopteri; Gadiformes; Gadidae. The transcript has 17 exons. The record is from RefSeq and is a predicted model, not a curated record.
AGAUCUACCGGUUUCAUUUGACUCUCUUUACGGAGAAAAUCCGAAACCGGAUAGAUCGAAACCGGAACUGUUUCGCCUGCUUCGGCUUUGUGUGGCCGGGGCCUUAGAUAUCUUGGAGCUGAUUGGCAGUUUCAGGAAAAAGAUUAUCAUACUAAUAUUAAACAUUAUGACAAUAAUUAAUCACUAUGCACGAUAUGUGGUCUUAAAUUACGUUUUUGAAGUUUUGUGUUAAUUCUGUCCAGCCAUUUAUUCAAAUUCCAUGCUGCAUGUGUAUAAAGAAACGAGUGAAGCCGGACCACUGGCCCGACGUGAGACCAGCAGCGCCCCCCCUCCCCCCUCAACUCCCCUCUGCCCCUAUGCAGUAGUAAUGAUCCCAUAUUGGCACUCAGAGCAGCUGGCAGGCUGACAAGCGUAAUUUUAGAGGACACUGAUGCAGAGGGAAAAUGUAAUAGGCAUUGGCUUGCAGACCCCUUCCUAUAGGCGGUAGAGAGAAGAGGGAGGGAGAAACAGCGGCCAGCAAGAGAGUCUCCUGAGAGUGAAGUCCUUUGCUGUGGCUAGAAUAGAUAGGCUAAAUAAACAAAGUGCGACACCAUUCUUUUUGAGCAGCAUGGUUUUCCUAACCCUCGGAUUGUAUCUUCCACUCUGGUUUUGUUAUGUCCUGGCUCGGUCCUCAUUUUUGGACCUUCUUGCACUUCCAGAAGGUCUCCGGUCGUCCGAGAGGAGCUUCACCCCAUGCUGUCUGAUGAGUCCCCCCCCACCGCCCCUCUUUCCCCCGCCCCCGUCUCUCUGGAGACGCCACGCUCAUGAGAGAGGCGCCUCAUCUGGUGACGGAGACAGAGGGAAGAUAGACAAAGAGGAGGAGGAGGGACGCCCCUGUGUCCUGGGGCCGCCGGGCUCUGCUGGCCCCCCAGGGCCCCAGGGGCCGUCUGGUCUACCUGGAAUAGGAGGAUCCAAAGGAGAGAUGGGAGAGCUUGGCAGACCUGGACAAAAGGGCCGGACCGGUCCGCCAGGCCUUCCGGGGCGGCCUGGACCCGUUGGAUGGCCCGGCCCACAUGGGCCCAAAGGUGAGAAAGGAGACACUGGACUGAUGGGUUUAUCUGGAGCAAGAGGACCGAUGGGGCCCAAAGGUUUACCAGGAUAUAAAGGAGAAAAGGGUUCUCGGGGUGAUCGCGGGGAGAGUGGCAGCAAAGGCGAUAAGGGAAAGAUGGGAUUCCCAGGGAUGCUUGGGCAGAAGGGUGAAAUGGGUCCCAAGGGGGAACCUGGCACGUCAGGGAAGCGCGGACCUACUGGACGGCCAGGCAAGCGAGGAAAGCAAGGAGUGAAAGGUGACUUUGGGCGGGUGGGCCCUUCAGGUCCUGCUGGCCCCCAAGGGUCCCCUGGCCAGCCCGGCCCCCCUGGUCUCCCAGCCACAGGACUUUAUAUGGUUGGAUCGAAAGGAGAGCGCGGCCCUACAGGGCCUCCUGGGAGAUGUAGUUGCAACUCUCUCAUGAGCUCACCUUUUGAUGACAGCGCCAGGGGCCAGCAAGCCAGAGUGCCAGCGAUAUUUGUGGUUGGCAGUCAAGAUGAACUAGAGCGUCUUCAAACUGACAAUGCUUUUGCAUUCCGCAAAGACCAGAGGUCUCUCUAUUUCAAAGAUGUGGAUGGCUGGAUUCCAAUUCAGCUGACCCCAUUCCAGUCCACGGAGAACGCCCCAGAGGAAGAGGGUUACUGUGGCGAUGGAAUAGUACAGAUUCCAAACGGGGAGGAGUGUGACGAUGGAAACAGAGUGGUCACAGACAGCUGUGUUAAGUGUAAACAUGCCUUCUGUGGGGAUGGCUAUCGCUAUGAGGGGGCUGAGGAGUGUGAUGGAAAAGACUUUGGCUACCAGACAUGUAAUUCAUACCUUCCAGGGUCGUAUGGCCGUCUAAGGUGCAGACUGCACUGUGUUAUUGACUCAACAAACUGCAAGUACUUCACAUGAAGGGUCAAAGCCACACAGAGCAAUGUAGUCGUUGUGUUCCCAAACACCAAGCAGGAAUAUAUUGAUGCAAUAAAAGGACAAGGAUACUGCAAAUAAAAGACUGAAAAAGAAGAUGAAGCCAAAAAAAAAGAAAAGAAACUACUAUAUAUACUUCUUCUGUACUGCUGCUCUCAUGCCACAUAGAUUGCAGGGGUUCGAAUGACCUCGACCAGAGUCCACCCUUUCGCCCAUACAUAAACAAAGAAAAAAAAAAUAUAUAUAUAUAUAUAUAUAUAUAUAAUUGCACUGUCUUAACAUGUGAGGACUGAAGAGCAUUCUACACGCCAUACCUGAUUGGACCACUUAGCCUCACCUGAAUGGACCAGUCAGCUUCACCGGAUUGGACCAGUCAGCCUCACCUGAUUGGACCAGUCAGCCUCAAGGUAAAGUGGGUGAAUGAAGUGGAAGGUUUCAUUAAACCUUGUAGCAACGGGGUCCUGGUUGGAGGCUCAUUAAUCCUGACUUAGUACUGUUUAAAAGAAAGAAAUUAGGAAGGCUUGGAGAAACCAGGAUACUGUUUAUCCUACUGCUGAUAGAAUGAAUGACAAUGCACAGAAUUUGCAUGAGGCUAGGGUUUGGAUGGCCCCGGCGACAGCUGCCUCUAGGCAUGUAACCUAAUACUGACGCUAAAACAUUGCCAUGACACGCUUCAUACCUGUGCCCUCUUAAAAUCCUUCAUUAGAAAUGUGUAGUGACCCUUUUUAGGCAUAGAUUGACUUAAGUCAUUAUGAUGAUGUGUACUGGCGGGCAGGUGGAUGCAUGGCCAACAACAAAGUUGUUGGCCAUGUGUCUUGGCCUCUGGGAAUCCUCAAAGAGGGCAGGUUGUUACAGUGUGUUAUGGUAGCAGCACACAAGGUAAACUUGAUCUUCAUAUUCUCAAACCCAGGAUCUACUCAGGAACCAUCAGGUCACAUGACUCAAUGAGUCGGUUCAAUAGGCCUUCUGCACGCUACUCUUUGUGAAUGGCAGAUAAUGUAAGUAGAGGAACAUAUUGGACUGUUAUAGGGGGAAAUAAGCUUUAAUGUAAAUGGAGGAGGUCCUUCCCUCUGCUUCAACAAUACAUAUACUAUGUAUAUAUAUGUGUGUAUAUAUAUAUAUAUAUAUAUAUAUAUAUAUAUAUAUAUACUGUAUGUCCAGGCCUGAAACUGUUACAUUCUCAAUUUUACCCUCUGCACAGGCAAGACCAGAAUAGUUUCUAGCUGCUGAUGGGGAUGUAUUAUCUUCCACUGUUGCAUCCACAUUCUAUAUUACGCUACCCUGAUACCUCUUCAGUCUGUCUUAUAGUGUUACAAAGAAACAUGUCAAUGGUGAACUUAAAUACAUUUAGUGUUCUGUGUCUGGGGAACCCACAGUGUCAGUAGUGGGGCUGAUAUAAGCUAUUUAUUUUUACAAUUAAACAAAAGUAUAUGAGAUGUAGGGCCAAGAAUACCCUUUGCUGAGGGGGGUUAGGUUUUUUAAGUGCUUCUGGCCUAAAAGUGAAUGUAACAACAUGCUAAUGAAUGGUAUAAUUCUACAGUUAAGUUUGUUGUAUGUGCAUGCUUCUGCUACCAUGUUUGUAUGCUGGAGAGUUCAAAAUUGUCCAACCAUAGUUUUUGGGAUGUACUGUUAGCAUAAAAUUCAUUAUUGCAUUAUUACCAGCGUGAUCAGUGUAUUACAAAUAUACAACCUUGCUCUACCAAGGGCAAAGCAAGUGGUAUUAUGGAGAAACACUGAAGUUCUGACUGUAUGUUAUUCCGUUUGGAAUAUAGUUUGUCAACACAUAGCCAAUGGAAAAAAUGCCAAUCAUCACAUGAUAUGUUGAAUGUUCUAUUUGUUAUUCUUACUGUCCUAUACUGUGUAUACAACAAUGUUGAAACAUAACAUGCAUGUAACCACAUAUUGCUUAAUGAAGUCCAGUAUGCACUGAUGGCUCCUCCUGGUUCAUUGUCAAAGAGUUUAAACCUUGGAUAGUUUGAAAAACAAAUUAAAAUAAAUGCAUUCAAUGUGUCAAAGACAAUUUGCCUGUGUGCUGUGUUCCAGGAGGGUUUGUCAGCAGGUACACGUGCCGUCCCUUGCAGAGGAAGCAAAGAAACCAAGCUUAGUAGUCCUCUUUCACAGGACCACUGAGUCAAUUAAAGUAGAUUAAUUGGAUUAAGUCAAAUGAGGAUAGUCGUUUACUGGUGUAUUUUAUGCAUUGUCCGUACAAAUGAUGCAUACUCAACUCGGUCGCCUAUAAAGCCCAAGUCAUGCAGUCAGGGGACAGGGCAGCAAGUGCAGGAAAGAUGAAAAAAUGUUAGGCACAAACCACUGACUAUAAGGAUUUAUUUCAUCUGGAAACUGUAUCAGGGUAAUAUGUCUUCACAGAUGCCCAUGGAAGAUCUCUAUUCAUCCAAUAAUGUGAUCAGUGCAGAGAGGUGCCUCUGGGUGCCCCACUAAAUCGCCACUUAAUUUUAUUUGGACUCAUUUAACAACAAGGCAUCCUGAUAAUCUCAAUUGUUGUUUGUGAAACCAAAGGUCCAUGGUUUAUGUGUACUUUGACCUCUCCAAUCGUCUUGAACCCUUGCCAGCUUGUUAUUUCUGUGCAUGUUUAAUGGUGUGGAGCGUUGUUCAGGA